AUGUCUGCCGAGCCUCGCUGGGACCCUAACUUCACCCCCUAUGUGGUUAACGCCAUGGGUCCUAAGACCCCUCCUCGCGCCAAGGAGAUCCUGGGUUGCCUCAUCAAGCACAUCCACGACUUUGCUCGUGAGGUUGAGCUCACUCCCGCUGAGUGGAUGAUGGGUGUCGAGUUCAUCAACUCCAUCGGUGCCAUCUCCACCCCCAUUCGCAACGAGUGCCACCGUAUCUGUGAUGUGAUCGGUCUUGAGUCUCUCGUUGACGAGAUCGCCAACAAGAUCAUCACCGAGCAGGGUAUCUCCCCCACUUCCAACGUUAUCCUGGGCCCCUUCUGGUCCCCCAACGCUCCCUUCCGCGCUCUGGGUGACAGCAUCAUCCAGAACCCCCUCCCCAACGGUCAGGUCACCUACAUGCACGGUGUCAUCAAGGACAUGGAGACUGGCGAGCCCAUCAAGAACGCUGUUCUUGACAUCUGGCAGGCUUCCGCCAACGCCCUCUACGAUUUCCAGGACCCUGAGCAGUCCGAGAACAACCUGCGUGGCAAGUUCCGCACCAACGAGAAGGGCGAGUACUACUGGUACUGCUACCACCCCACUGCCUACUCUCUGCCCACCGACGGCCCCGCCGGUGUCCUCCUCAACCUCAUGGACCGCUCUCCCAUGCGUCCCGCCCACAUCCACUUGAUGAUCACCCACCCCGAUUACGCCACUAUCAUCAACCAGCUCUACCCCAGCACCGACCCCUUCCUCGACAUCGACUCCGUCUUCGCUGUCAAGGAUGACCUCGUUGUUGAGUUCAAGCCCAAGACCGAUGACCCCAAGGCCACUCUCGACCUUGAGUACAACGUCACCAUGGCUCUCAAGAAGCACCACCCCAACCCCAACUCCGCUCCUCCCGUCUCCUCCUUUGAGCGCAGCCAGGCCAAGCCCUCGCUGUAG
Messenger RNA from Penicillium longicatenatum, 936 nucleotides. RefSeq names its product putative catechol dioxygenase. The record is from RefSeq and is a predicted model, not a curated record. Bases 1 to 936 code for a protein of 311 amino acids. The transcript has a single exon. NCBI's taxonomy places the organism in Eukaryota, Fungi, Ascomycota, Eurotiomycetes, Eurotiales, Aspergillaceae. Gene Ontology annotation, molecular function: catechol 1,2-dioxygenase activity; ferric iron binding. Gene Ontology annotation, biological process: catechol-containing compound metabolic process.